GCCAAAACCUUUUACGGUUACUACAAACCUAUCCAAAGAUGGCUUCUUCUUCUUCCGUCGGAAUCUCUCUCUCCUUCUUUUUAUGGGCUCUGCUAAUCUCACCGUCUGUCUCACAAACCUGCAAGUCACAGACAUUUUCCGGCGAAAAUUCCUACCCUCACUGCCUAGAUCUCCCUCAGCUCAAAGCCUUCCUCCACUACUCCUACGACGCCACCAACAAAACCCUCGCCGUCGUCUUCUCCGCUCCGCCGUCAAAACCUGGCGGAUGGAUCGCCUGGGCAAUAAAUCCAACAUCCACCGGUAUGGUCGGAGCUCAAACCCUCGUCGCUUACAAGGAUCCAGGCAAAGGUGUCGCCGUCGUGAAGACGCUAAACAUUAGCUCAUACAGCACGCUUAUUCCGUCGAAGCUAGCUUUCGACGUUUGGGAUAUGAAAGCCGAGGAAGCGUCGAGAGAUGGUGGAGCGUUGAGAAUCUUCGCGAGGAUUAAAGUUCCGGCUGAUUUGGCGGCGAUGGGAAAGUUGAACCAGGUGUGGCAAGUCGGUCCUGAAGUGGGUCCUGAAGGAAGGAUAGGGAAACACGAUUUCGACCCCGCCAAUCUUGUUUCUAAGGGCCCUCUUGAUUUGAACGGCGAUAAUAACGGCGGCGUAAUCUCCGGCGGUGGCGACGGCGAGGGAGAUUCCAAGAUCAAGAAGAGAAAUAUUCAUGGGAUAUUAAACGCGGUGAGCUGGGGAAUUCUGUUUCCGGUAGGAGCAAUAAUAGCUAGGUACAUGAGAAUAUUUGAAUCCGCAGAUCCUGCUUGGUUUUACCUCCACGUGUCUUGCCAGUUCUCUGCUUACGUCAUCGGGGUUGCUGGUUGGGCCACCGGACUCAAACUCGGCCGGGAAUCCGAGGGUAUUCGCUUUGCGAGCCAUGGAAACAUUGGCAUUGCCCUCUUCUCCCUCGCCACCAUUCAGAUGUUUGCGAUGCUAUUGAGGCCAAAGAAAGACCACAAGUACAGAUUCUAUUGGAAUAUUUACCACCAUGGAGUAGCCUAUUCGAUCCUCAUCCUCGGGAUCAUUAAUGUUUUCAAAGGUCUUAGCAUCUUGAACCCACAAGAAACGUACAAGACGGCUUAUAUUGCAGUGAUCGCUAGCCUUGGAGGCUUAGCAUUGCUCUUGGAAGCCGUUACUUGGGUCAUUGUGCUCAAAAGAAAAUCAAACAACUCAAUGAAGCCUCUUAGGACCUGAGCCAACAAAUAUUUGGUUUGCUUUUAAAAAAAAUCAUCUGCAGAUGUUGUUACUGGUUAAAAUAUGACCACUGAGUGUGUUAAUGUAUAGAAGAAACACAUGUACUAUUAUUGUCAUGUCUUUUGUAGCUAUUUGUUUAUUCUCUUUUCUAGAGUUAUAAAUUUAUGA
This is a messenger RNA of Eutrema salsugineum, 1394 nucleotides long. RefSeq names its product cytochrome b561 and DOMON domain-containing protein At3g25290. The transcript has 3 exons. The coding region runs from base 39 to 1226 and encodes 395 amino acids. The record is from RefSeq and is a predicted model, not a curated record. NCBI's taxonomy places the organism in Eukaryota, Viridiplantae, Streptophyta, Magnoliopsida, Brassicales, Brassicaceae.